This is a messenger RNA of Pseudocercospora fijiensis CIRAD86, 3958 nucleotides long. RefSeq lists its product as uncharacterized. The transcript has a single exon. NCBI's taxonomy places the organism in Eukaryota, Fungi, Ascomycota, Dothideomycetes, Mycosphaerellales, Mycosphaerellaceae. Gene Ontology annotation, cellular component: nucleus; MutSalpha complex. Gene Ontology annotation, molecular function: ATP-dependent DNA damage sensor activity; mismatched DNA binding; ATP binding. Gene Ontology annotation, biological process: mitotic recombination; mismatch repair. The record is from RefSeq and is a predicted model, not a curated record. The coding region runs from base 1 to 2790 and encodes 929 amino acids.
AUGUCUUCCCGGCCGGAGCUCAAGGUCGACGAUGAGGCUGGCUUCGUCAAGACCUUCUAUCAGCUCGAGAAGGAAAAGCCCAAAGAUUCCAUUCGCAUCUUCGACCGCGGCGACUUUCUCUCAGCCCACGGCGACGAUGCUGAAUUCAUCGCCAAUGUCCAGUACAAGACCACUUCCGUCUUGAAGACCUUGGGCAGAAAUCCUGGGCUUCCAUCAGUGACAAUGACCGUCACUGUCUUCCGCACAUUCCUCCGGGACGCUAUCUUCCGACUUGGAAGAAGGAUCGAAGUUCUGGAAAGCUCCGGCCGGAGUCAGUGGAAAGUCACCAAGCAAGCCUCACCAGGCAAUCUCCAGGACAUCGAGGAUGAUCUGGGCGGCCACGUCGAGUCGGCACCUAUCAUCCUGGCCGUCAAGGUGUCAGCAAAGCCUAACGACGCCCGGAAUGUUGGCGUCUGCUUCGCUGAUGCCAGUGUGCGAGAACUUGGUGUGAGCGAAUUUGUCGACAAUGACAUAUAUUCCAACUUUGAGGCACUCAUCAUUCAGCUCGGUGUCAAAGAAUGUCUCAUUCAAACAGAUCUCUCCAAGAAAGAUGCAGAACUGCACAAGCUGAAGACCAUCGCCGACAACUGCAAUUGUGCCGUCUCUGAGAGACCAAUCGGAGACUUCAGUGCCAGGGACACAGAACAGGACCUGGCGAGGCUACUACGCGACGAGAAAGCAACUGCUGCCCUGCCGCAGACCGACCUAAAGCUCGCAAUGGCAUCUGCGGCCGCUUUGAUGAAGUAUCUUGGCAUCAUGUCUGAUCCGAGCAACUUUGGCAAUUACCAGCUCUACCAGCACGACUUGACCCAAUACAUGAAACUCGACUCCUCAGCUUUGAAGGCUCUGAACCUAAUGCCUGGGCCGAGGCACGGGUCCAAGACGAUGAAUCUGUUCGGUCUCCUCAACCACUGCAAGACACCCGUCGGAAGUCGGCUCCUGGCACAAUGGCUGAAGCAACCUUUGAUGAGCCUAGAGGAAAUUGAGAAACGUCAGCAGCUUGUCGAAGCGUUCGUUAACGACACCGAACUCAGACAGACAUUGCAAGAGGAACAUCUACGAUCCAUACCUGACUUAUAUCGCUUGGCCAAGAAAUUCCAGCGCAAGAAGGCAAAUCUUGAAGAUGUGGUGAGAGCAUAUCAAGUCGCGAUUCGAAUACCAGAUUUCAUCGGCACUUUCGAAGGAGUCAUGGAUGAAGCAUACAAGAACGCAUUGGACGAGACUUAUACGAACAAGCUUCGAAGCUACUCGGAUAGCUUGGCCAAGCUUCAAGAAAUGGUCGAAACAACUGUAGACCUGGAAGCGCUGGACCAUCACGAGUUCAUCAUCAAGCCAGAGUUCGACGACACUCUUCGUGUCAUCCGCAAGAAGCUGGACACUCUCCGAUACAACAUAGAUAAGGAACAUGAGCGUGUUGGCAGCGACCUUGGACUCGACACAGAAAAGAAGCUGCUGCUCGAGAACCACAGAGUUCAUGGAUGGUGCCUACGUCUUACACGGACCGAAGCCAGCGUAAUCCGAGGCAAGAAGCACUACCCCGAAAUUGCCACGCAGAAGAAUGGCACUUACUUCACCACACGUAAGCUCCAAGAGAUGCGACGCGAAUUCGACCAGCUCUCGGAGAACUACAACAGGACUCAAUCUGGUCUCGUCAACGAAGUCGUCAACGUUGCGGCAUCAUACUGCCCCGUUAUUGAGCAACUUGCCGGCGUACUGGCACACCUAGACGUAAUCGUUAGUUUCGCUCACGUCUCCGUCCACGCUCCAGCGGCAUAUGUUAGACCUAAGAUUCACCCUCGUGGCACAGGCAGCACAAACCUGAAAGAAGCCCGACAUCCGUGCCUGGAAAUGCAAGACGACGUCCAAUUCAUCACCAACGACGUCACCCUCGCCCGAGAAUCCAGCGAAUUCCUCAUCAUCACAGGUCCAAACAUGGGCGGAAAAUCCACAUACAUCCGGCAAAUCGGCGUCAUCGCCCUCAUGGCCCAAAUCGGCUGUUUCGUCCCUUGCACAGAAGCAGAACUCACCCUCUUCGACUGCAUCCUCGCCCGAGUAGGAGCAAGCGACAGCCAACUGAAAGGCGUCUCCACAUUCAUGGCCGAAAUGCUCGAAACCUCCAACAUCCUCAAAACCGCAACCAAAGAAUCUCUCGUAAUCAUCGACGAACUCGGACGAGGAACUUCCACUUACGACGGCUUUGGUCUCGCAUGGGCAAUUUCCGAACACAUAAUCAAAGAAAUCGGAGCUUUCGCCAUGUUCGCCACACAUUUCCACGAAUUGACUGCUUUGGUCGAUACGUACCCCCAAGUCCAGAACUUGCACGUCGUCGCACAUAUCAGUGGCGAGGCUGAAGACACGGACAUGACAAACAACGGCACAUCCACCCGCCGCCGCGAAGUAACCCUCCUCUAUAAAGUCAUCCCAGGAAUCUCCGAUCAAUCCUUCGGAAUCCACGUCGCCGAACUCGUCCGCUUCCCACAAAAAGUCGUAAACAUGGCGAAACGGAAAGCCGAUGAACUCGAAGACUUCUCCAAGAAAGACGACAAGGAGGAGAAAGAGGAGUUGAAUGGCAAAGCUGCGAAAGAGGAAGUUGAAGAAGGGAGUAGGUUGUUGAAAGAGGUUUUGUACAAGUGGAAGGAAGAGGCGGAAGGGUUGAGUAAGGAGGAACAAGUGCAGAAAAUGCGGGAACUUGUGAAGGGGAAUGAGAAGUUGUUGGCGAAUCCCUUCUUUCAGAGUGUGAAGGCGCUGUGAUGAUGAGUUCACAUGGUGUUGCGCUUUGUUUGAUGGAUGUUUUUGACCUGUGGCAAAUACCACCACGUACGACUUUGCAAGAGUGGUUCGAAUGAAUGGCUGGCUGGCUUUGGAGAUGUUGACAAGCAGAUUGAACCACUCCAAGUGAUACUGCUUCAGUUGCACUUCCGUCUCUCAACCACCGCUUGGCUUUGACCACUGGUAGUCGCAUCAGCUUGCUUGGCCCGGAGACGAUCAGCGAUAUGGCGUCUGGGAGAUGAGAAAGGCACAGCUAUUCCGACCGAAUAAUGAGAAGUAUCAUUUGUUCAAGCACGAGACUGUCUGACUCAAAAUGUCCAAAAUUGCUAGCCGCUUCACCGUAAGAAUUUUGCCUUCCCGAUCGCUAUGCUCGUGAAAAUGCAUCUCAGAAACACGAAUGUCUUAUCUGCUGCAGCGACAGUAUUCGUAUCUUCGGCGGCAGAAUCUGCACGUCGUGAGUCGAUCAACGUCUAUGCGUACCAAACCGAUUGUUUCCACCGCGUCCUUGGCAAAUACAUCGAUUCUAUUCGGGCCGCUCUUCCACCUGCGGAUGACGGCGCCGUCCACUUCCCAAUUUUGAUACCCAUCCACUGUGGGAGGAUCCCAAGUGGAAGACCACAUUGAUGCCGCUGCCGCUGCCGUCUUCGCUGCUGGAGGUAUCGUAAUAUGUACAGGACGUGGUGGAGCUGGUAUUGCAAGAGAAGGACUAACAGAGGAAGGUCGUGCUGGAAGGUCGGCCGCGGGUGGCGGGGAGGGUACAGACGCAGACUUCGGUACAGGUUCACCAAUUGCCCCAAAUUUGCACCCCGAUGGUGCCUCAUAAGCAAGCUCGGAGGGCGCGCUUUGUAGUGCACCCUAUGCAUCUUGAGAUCCCUUCGUGGUGGUCUCAGUCUCAUCAUCUAUUUUGGCCUUUUCGAGCUCUUGUGCAGCGUCAGCGACAUCCUUCUCGGCACCGGCAGAGGCGGAGCCGUUAACUUGCUUCUCGGCAGCGGGCUUGCGGGAUUCUUUCUUCGAGUUAGCAGCGGAAGCAUCAGCAGUGGCCUCCGCUUCGAGCUUGUCAAUCUCAGCCUGAGCAUUGGCGAUGUUCUCCUUCGUCUUGCGGUCCUGGUCUUCCUUCCAGAAGGCAAGCUUCUCUUUGAUCUUCUCAACG